CCCGCACCCCACCGCAACACGCUCAUUGACUUCGGUAGUGCGGAGUUAAUAGAGACGGAGGGCGUGUCGUGGGCGGCGCUGGAGGCGGCCGCGGUGCGCGCUGGGCUGUGGGACGCGCUCUUCUGCUGCCCCGCCGCACACGCGCCGCGCGCCCCCGCCCCGCACCUGCCUGCCGUGCUUAAAUCGACGGCUCCGAAACGCGCAUUUAUAGACUUGCGUCCGAACGCACUGAUAACCGAUCGUCUGCCUACCCCGCUGUGGCUGCUCUUCUGUGCUUCCUUCUACACUUAUAGAGUUUUAAGAUGUAUAUUGGGACUGGGUACGCACGCCGACUGGCUUGAACGCAGAAGCCAGCUGACGCCAGCGCUGGAACAGCUCGCCGCGCUAGUAGACUGCGGACAACUGACGCCAGCACUGGACAAGGUAUACUAAUAUAAUAAAACACACUCUUUGUUA
Molecule: messenger RNA, 456 nt
Organism: Papilio polytes (common Mormon)
Lineage: Eukaryota; Metazoa; Arthropoda; Insecta; Lepidoptera; Papilionidae
Exons: 4
Source: RefSeq, a predicted model, not a curated record